Messenger RNA from Cherax quadricarinatus, 686 nucleotides. NCBI's taxonomy places the organism in Eukaryota, Metazoa, Arthropoda, Malacostraca, Decapoda, Parastacidae. The record is from RefSeq and is a predicted model, not a curated record.
UGUAUACUUUCAGACGCACAUCAUAUUAUGAAGGUGGUUCCCAACUGAUGGCCGUGCUUAAGAACACUGCCAAAAAUGUGUGGCUUAAGUACAGCAUAACCAUGGAAGGACCACCUCUUGAUGGCAAUUUUCAAUUUGUGUUGGAGGGCGUAUCUCCACUGGACCGGAAUGGUUUCUUACUCUUGGAUGAUCUAUCUAUGACUCCUUAUUGUGAGAUUGCUUCUGAUCAGCAUCUUCCUGGAGAUAAUGACCUUACCACACCUAAACCAAACUGCCCAUCAGGACAACUGGACUGUGCAAAUGGAAACUGUUACAACCCCAUCGUCACUUGUAACUUUGUGGAUGACUGUGGGGAUGGCACUGAUGAGCAAGAUUGCAGUAAGACCUGUGAUUUUGAAGAGGAUAUGUGUGGGUGGUUCGAGAACAAUGCCAACUCUAUCCACUGGGUCCAGACAGGCUUUCCAGCUGAGGCUCCUGGUCCACAUGCUGACCACAAUGAUGAUACCCUUACACAUGACCUCAGUACUUCUAAGAAUGUGGAUUUGUCAGGGCAGAUAGCAAUACUGGAGUCUCGUGUGUUCUCUGCCGUGGGCCCAAAUUGUAUCCUGUCCUUCUUUUACUACAUGGGAAAUACAGAGGGUGAGACUUCUACUCUGUCUGUCUUCAGGAAAGCUGAGUCAGAUGUG